ACUUUCCUCUUCCCCAUGGUGACAUCAUGGCAAAUUCCCAAAGUGGAUAUCACCGGGUCGGGUGACAUCCAGCUGGGCCCAGCCGGCCUGGGCCAGCCCGGGAUUCCUCAGUGCCAGCUAGAAGGACUGGGUACGGCACCCUGCUUGGCCAUCGCCCUGGGGGCGUGGUUCUGCUCCGCUAGCCCUUUGCGCGGACUGUGCCCUCGGCAGACCCGCGGACCAACAGGGUAGGGCUAGGGCCAGGAUUCUCUGGGCCAAGGAUCAAGGUCCCUGGCUGGGGUAGGCCCCCAAGAACUCCAGUCUUCCUAACCCGGCAUCUGAAGAGGGCGCACUAGAGCCUCCGGAGAGAGCCGGACACCAAGCCACCCCCGACUGGAGGUGGGACCUAUCGUGUUCCCGCCCUGGGAGGAGUUAUCUGGACGUGAGACCGCCCUAAACACUGAAGCCUCUCGGAAACAAUCGUUCGGGGCGGAAGUUAAGAAGCCCCGAGAGCUAGGCGGCGGAAGUGGCCUCGUUAAUGCUGGUCUGUGCGCAUGCGUCCUUCUAUUUCUUUGCUGCCGCUCUUCAGGCGCUGCCUUUUCCUCUCUCCUUUUUCUCCACGCGGGGCCGUGCCCUGCUCCGUAGUCUUCGUCACGCGCUCAGCACCUCUGCUUCUCUCGUGGCCCCCUCACCAUGGCGGGCAUUCUGUUCGAGGAUAUUUUUGAUGUGAAAGACAUUGACCCAGAGGGCAAGAAGUUUGACCGAGUGUCUCGAUUGCAUUGUGAGAGUGAAUCUUUCAAGAUGGACCUCAUCUUAGAUGUAAACAUUCAGAUUUAUCCUGUUGACCUGGGUGACAAGUUCCGGUUGGUGAUAGCCAGUACUUUGUAUGAAGAUGGUACCCUGGAUGAUGGUGAAUACAACCCCACGGAUGAUAGGCCUUCCAGGGCUGACCAAUUUGAAUAUGUAAUGUAUGGGAAAGUGUACAGGAUUGAGGGAGAUGAAACUUCUACUGAGGCAGCAACACGCCUCUCUGCCUAUGUGUCCUAUGGUGGCCUGCUCAUGAGGCUGCAGGGUGAUGCCAACAACCUGCAUGGAUUUGAAGUGGAUUCCAGAGUUUAUCUGCUGAUGAAGAAACUGGCCUUCUGAACUACCCAGGAAACCUACCUGGUUGCUUAGUCACUCAGGUCAUGGACAUUAAUUCAAGCCUGAGUAGCAGUUGCUGUUGGUCACCUGUUCGGGAGGGCUGGCUCUGUGUCACUGUGCGUGUAUCUUUAGGAGGUUUGGACUCAGUGGGAAACACCUGUUUGUGAAAGACCCAGUGUUUUGGCAAGCUUAAAAUGAAUCAGAAAUUG
Messenger RNA from Phacochoerus africanus (Common warthog), 1331 nucleotides. It is a transcript of the gene POLR2H, whose product is annotated as RNA polymerase II, I and III subunit H. The coding region runs from base 673 to 1125 and encodes 150 amino acids. The record is from RefSeq and is a predicted model, not a curated record. Gene Ontology annotation, cellular component: RNA polymerase III complex; RNA polymerase II, core complex; RNA polymerase I complex. Lineage: Eukaryota; Metazoa; Chordata; Mammalia; Artiodactyla; Suidae. The transcript is spliced from 5 exons. Gene Ontology annotation, biological process: DNA-templated transcription. Gene Ontology annotation, molecular function: DNA-directed RNA polymerase activity.